UUUUUUUGAGACAGAGACAGCAGAUCCUCCAGGAGACGGAUCCUCUCGACACUUGUGGAGGACUUGAGGCGCAGGACCCUGCGGACCCCCCCUCCCGGUGAUGUAAGGCUGCUUCCCCGGUAACCCCCGCCUCUGCAGCCUCUGCUCUCACAGCAUGGGAAACUCCAAACUCUGAAGUGAGAGGCGCGAACCGAGCACACAGCAGCGAUGGAGUCUAUCUUGUCGGAGCAGUCGGCCACGGUGGACGCGCUGGUGGAGGCCAGCAUCCAGGCCUUCGAUGAGAAGGGCGCCGUGAAGGAUCCCACCUUGGUCAGCAUGUUCCUGAUGAUGCACCCCUGGUACAUCCCGUCAACAGAACUGGCCAAGAAGCUGGUGCUCAAGUCUCAGGACGAGAGCUGCACCGCCGAGCGCCGGUUAAGGAUAUGUCACCUCAUCAAGUACUGGAUUUCUGAGUUCCCUGCGGAGUUCAAUCUGAACCCGGAGCUGGUGGACCAGAUCAAAGACUAUAAAGACCUCCUGACCACGGAGGGCAACGAGCGGCAGAGCCAGCUCAUUGACCUGUCCAGCGUGCCGUCCUACAAAUGGAAGCGGCAGGUUACCCAGCGGGUGCCGUCCGUGUCCAAGAAGAGGAAAAUGUCGCUGCUGUUCGACCACCUGGACUCCUGCGAGCUGGCCGAGCACCUCACCUACCUGGAGUACAAGUCCUUCUGCAAGAUCCUGUUCCAGGACUACCACAGCUUCGUGAUGCACGGCUGCACGGUGGACAACCCCAUCCUGGAGCGCUUCAUCACGCUCUUCAACAGCGUCUCCCAGUGGAUCCAGCUCAUGGUGCUGAGCAAGCCCACCGCCCCGCAGCGGGCCGCCGUCAUCUCCCACUUCAUCAGAGUGGCUCAGAAGCUGCUUCAGCUGCAGAACUUUAACACCCUGAUGGCGGUGGUGGGCGGCCUGAGCAACAGCUCCAUCUCUCGUCUCAAAGACACGGAAACCCACAUCAGCGCCGAGACCAACAAGGUCUUCAACAGCCUGAUCGAGCUGGUGACGUCCUGCGGGAACUACAGCCAGUACCGCAAGCGCUUCGAGUGCUCGGGCUUCCGGUUCCCCAUCCUCGGCGUGCACCUGAAGGACCUGAUCGCCGUGCACGUGGCGCUGCCGGACUGGGCCGACAAAGAGAGGACGCGGGUGAACCUGGCCAAGACGCAGCAGCUGUACGCCAUCCUGCAAGAGCUGGCGCUCGUCCAGAGCACGCCCCACGUGGACGCCAACACGGACCUGCUCAACCUGCUCACAGUCUCUCUGGACCAGUACCACACAGAGGAGGAGAUCUACCAGAUGUCUCUGCAGAGAGAACCGCGCAAACCGGCGGUAAGAAGAGACCCCGCCGCCGCUCCGGACCCCAAACCCACCAUGAUCGACGACUGGGCCGUGUCGGUGAAGCCCAACGCCGACCCCACGAUCAUCAAGAAGCACAUCGAGAAGAUGGUGGAGUCAGUUUUCAAGAACUUCGACACGGACGGCGACGGCCACAUCUCCAGGGACGAGUUCGAGGCGAUCCGGAACAACUUCCCUUACCUCAGCAAGUUUGGCGAACUGGACAAGAAUCAAGACGGGCAGAUCAAGGAGGAGAUGAUAGACUACUUCAUCCAGGCCAGCUCGCUGCUCAACUGCAAGAUGGGCUUCAUCCACACGUUCACCGAGGCCACCUACGUCAAGCCCACGUUCUGCGAGCACUGCGCCGGCUUUGUGAGUGGACGCCCACCGCUCACAU
This is a messenger RNA of Salarias fasciatus (jewelled blenny), 1765 nucleotides long. RefSeq names its product RAS guanyl-releasing protein 2-like. Gene Ontology annotation, molecular function: guanyl-nucleotide exchange factor activity; calcium ion binding. Lineage: Eukaryota; Metazoa; Chordata; Actinopteri; Blenniiformes; Blenniidae. The record is from RefSeq and is a predicted model, not a curated record. Gene Ontology annotation, biological process: Ras protein signal transduction. Gene Ontology annotation, cellular component: plasma membrane.